AUGGGGGGUUCGAAGCAGGAGGUGAAGGAGGCUGUUGAGGGCGCGGAGGAGGGAGCGGCGCCGCCCGAGCGGGAGAUUAUAUUCGUAGUGGAGUGCUCGAGCGCGUCCGCGAUCUACAAGGAGGAUGACCCCAAGAAGGUCCCGCAGCUCGUCGCGAGCAUCACGUUCCCGGGCGUGCCCGGGCGCGCCCUCUCCACGGCAGCGACGCCGCUGAGCAAGGGCGAGCCGGACGACGCGGGCAACGAGCCGCCUCCGCGGUACAACUUCAACCUGAAGAAGGCGUUCAAGCUGCCCGUCACCAACGACACCCUCCUCACGCUCAUCAACAAGCCCGUCACCAUUGAAAUAGCCAAAGACAAGCAACUCGACAACCCGAUCGCGAAGGCGAGCUUCGACCUCCUGGACACGAUUCUGUCCGGCGCGACGGAGCUCGGCGGUGCCGACGUGCCGUUCUCCGCGAUUCUCGACAAAGGCGAGGCGCAGCCCGUGCUCGCGGACGCGCGUCUGACCGCGACGGUGAAGACCUUCGCGCUGCCGGAGCCGGCGGACGCGCCCGAGGAGGACGCCGACGGAGACUCCCCCCCUGACAAGGCCGGGGACAAGAAGGGCGCGGACAAGGGCAAGAAGGACGACGGGAAGGGCGGCGCGAAGAAGGGCGCCGCGGACGAGGACAUCGCGCCCGGCGCGCCCGCGCCCGUCCUCUCGCCCGACGCGGGCGCGGAGCUGACGGUGCUGGAGUUUGGCGUCGAUGCGCUGUCGCCCGUGCCGAAGCGCAUCGCGGACGCGCACGCGAAGAGCAAGGAGAAGACGGUGCUCCGCGUGGGCGCGCGCCUCCCGACGGGCGCCGGCGGGCAGUGCCUCCCCCUCGAGAUGACCACAGCAAAGUUCGCCGUCGACGGCGCCGCCGCGUUCGACCUCACGCCGCGCCGGUACCUGCUCGGCCGCGCCGCGGUGGACUUCCUGCGCGCGAACCUCGACUUCAAGGGCUGCGUGAUGGCCGUCGAGGUCGCGCGGACCUUCAAGGGCGACGAGAAAUCGCGCUUCCACGACCCCGCGUACGCGGCGUACCACGGGGUCGGCCUCGUGGACCUGGGGGCGCUGCUGCACCCGGGCGCGACGGACGCGGUGUUCGAGGCGCCGCUGACGCUCAACUACGCGACCGCGCGCGAGACGAUGGGCGCCGCGCUCGGCCCCGCGCUGUUCCCGGCGCCGGGCGUCGUCGAGGGCAAGGACGUGACCGUAGUGGACGACUCGCCGGAGAGCGCGGAGCAGUGCCACUGGGUGGACGCGGGCGCGAAGGUCCGGUUCUCCGUGAAGCUGAGCCGGUCGAUCCUGCCGCCGUGGCAGCGCCCGGUGCCGCCGGGCACGACCGUCGAGCAGCUCGUGCCGCCGAAAGGCGAGCCGGAGGCGCCGGCGGCGUCCGGGCUGGAGAGGUUCCGGGAGGAGUGCAAGGUGAUCGCGCAGGACGUGGCGAAGGAGUACCUCGCGGCGGCGGCGGCGGCGGAGAAGGGCGCGGAGUCCCCCGGGGGAGUGGCGCUGACCGACGGCGCGUGGCAGGCGCGGCAGCGGCAGCUGCGGUACCAGCUGAAUCGCUCCGGGAAGUUCAUCGCGAUCCGCGAGGCCCUGCGCGACCACGUCGUCCGCGUCGUCCGCGAGCGCUUCCUGCGGUCGGGCGACAUGGCGCCCGCGGAGAUGGCGACGGUAUACAACGACCUGUACUGCCUGCUCACCGACACGAUGCAGAGCGGCCUCGGGGAGAUCUACCGGCCGCGCGCCGAGGCGGAGCAGCCCGCGCCGCCCCCGGAGGAGGCCGCGCGUCUCCUCGUGCUCGCGAACGAGGCGGAGGAGUGUGGGGACGGCGACAGGGCGGCGAAGCUGCACCUGCAGCGGCUCGUGCGGUGCACGGACGCGCAGCGGUGGCUGGAGUACGCGCGCUUCUGCGCGCGGCGCGGGGACGCCCCGCGCGCGCACGAGGCGGUGCGCGAGGCCGUCGCGCUGGACCCGGGGCACCGCGGGGCGCUGCGGACGCUGGUGCUCGUGCUGCUGCACCGCGGGCUCCACACCGACGCGCUCGCGAUCAAGCAGGCCGAGGUCGUCGUCGCGACGCUCACGGGCGGCCCGCAGGCCGGCGGCGCGCGCCCGCGGCAGACCGUCGUCAAGAUACAAGGCGCGUCGCAGGACAAGCUCGCCGCCGCGGCCGACGGCGCGGAGAGCUACUCCAGGGAGCCGUCCUUCCUCGGGGGCGCCUCCUCGGAGGGCAUGGCGGGCGCGCUCGCGAAGCCCACGACGCCGGAGGCCUAUUCGUCGAAGCACGAUGACGCGGAAGUGGACUGGGCGCUUCAGGCGGUGGUGCUGCGCGCGCUGGGGCCGUCGCGGGAGCGCGACUGGCGCGCGUCGGUGUACGAGGCGCUGCGGAUCGCGAAGAUCCACGCGAACAUGGACGCGACGGCGUCGGCGUCGGUGGCGCGCAUGUCGAUGGAGGGGACCGCCGCGGAGGGUGGGAGGGAGUCUCAGGCCGAGGGCGCGCCGGCCGUGAAGAGCCCGUUCGUGUCCGCGGGGGAGCUCGCGAUGAGCAUCGGCCUCGGCGGCGUCGCGCUGGCGUGCCUGGCGGAGGUGAAGGGCAGCGACGGGUGGACGGGGCUCCGCACGGGCGACGUGAAGGUGCAGCUCGGGGCGGGCGCGGCGUCCAGCGGGCGGAUCGCGCGGGGCAGCAAGGCCGGGAACACGCGGCUCGCGACGCUGGCGGAGGACGCAGAGGACGGGGAGGGCGGCGCGGCGAAGCCGCCGGCGGCGGCCGUGCCGGUGGCGGACGGCGCGCUCGCGCUGUGCGAGGGCCGCGCGCUGACGGCGACGGGGGACUUCGCGCGCGCCGCGGAGUCGCUGCGCGCGUGCGGGGAGGCCGCGGGCGCCGCGCUGGGCGCCAGCGUCAACCUCGCGCGCGCCGAGUUGUACUGGCGGCAGGGCGACGAGGACAACGCCGCGGUGCAGUACCUCGCAGCGGUCAACGCGGAGCCCGCCGCGUGCCCGCUGCGCGCGUACGUCCGCCUCGGGAACGCCAUGAUCGCGAAGGGCGAGGCCGCGGGCGCUCUCGAGGUCAUGCUGCAAGGCUGCCGCGUGUGCCCGCACGCGUCGACGUGGCUCGGUGCCGGGCGGUGCUACUACGCGCUCGGCGACCUCGAGUCCGCGGACCUCGCGCUGACGCAGGCGAACGUCCUCGACGACCUCGCGGCGGGCCCGUGGGCGUGGCUGGCGGCGGUCGCCGCGGCCGCGGGGCGCAACGAGGAGGCCGAGGGGUGCGCGCGGUUCGCGCUGAAGCACGGCCUGAAGGACGCGACGCCGCUGCGGGAGGCCGCGGCGUCGCUCUCGGGCCGAGGGGAGCUGCAGAUGGCGGCGGUGAUGCUCCGGCGGGCGCUGGCGUUGCAGGACGACCCGCAGAUGCGGCUGAUGCUCGGCGACGUGUGCUUCGAGCUGAACGCGCUCGAGGGCGCCGUGGACGCGUACAAGAAGGCGGCGGGGUCGGGGGACGCGGAGUGUGCGCCGCGGGCGCGGGAGAUGCUGGAGCGGCUGGGGGCGCUGACGGCGGCGUAG
Messenger RNA from Pedinophyceae sp. YPF-701, 3588 nucleotides. Lineage: Eukaryota; Viridiplantae; Chlorophyta; Pedinophyceae. The record is from the annotation of a GenBank genome assembly.